Messenger RNA from Hydractinia symbiolongicarpus, 1550 nucleotides. RefSeq names its product peroxidasin homolog pxn-1-like. The coding region runs from base 259 to 1326 and encodes 355 amino acids. Lineage: Eukaryota; Metazoa; Cnidaria; Hydrozoa; Anthoathecata; Hydractiniidae. The transcript is spliced from 2 exons. Gene Ontology annotation, molecular function: peroxidase activity; heme binding. Gene Ontology annotation, biological process: response to oxidative stress. The record is from RefSeq and is a predicted model, not a curated record.
AGAUGUGGUUCUCUGAGUGCCUUCACUUAUCCAUGCUUUCCACUUCAAUUCAAACGAAAUGGAGCUGCGUGUUCUUCACUUGCAAGAUCGUUUCCUGUGUGUCAAUCUCCAUUUAGACCAAGAAGUACACGGGAACAGAUAAACAUAAUAUCUUCUCAUAUUGACCUGUCUCAAGUUUAUAGCAACGAUUUGAAGGUUCACAAACAAUUAAGAAGAUUAGAUGGAUCUGGAUUACUCAGAGUAACCUCGACAAAUUUAAUGCCAAUACGAUUGCCAGCAACAGAUCCAGAAUGUGGGAACCCAGGUGGUUGUUCUUUGGUGGGUGACGAUAGAGGUGACGAGAAUAUUGUUCUCCACUCUCUUCACACAAUCUUUGUCCGAAAUCACAACUACAUUGUUAAGCAGCUCAAAAAGCUGACAAGAUCUUGGAGUGAAACAUUUCUUUUCGAAACAGCAAGAAAAAUCAACAUCGCUAUUUGUCAACGUAUCGUUUACAAUGAAUUCUUACCAAGUCUUGUCGAUUUAAACACUUACCGUGGAUACAACCAAUAUACUGAUCCUAGUAUUCUUAACGUAUUCUCCACAGCAGCUUUCAGAUUUGGUCACAGUUUGGUACCAAACGCCUGGGCCCAACUUAACAAUAACUUUGACAAGGCUUUUGACGACAUUUCGCUUCAAGCUUCAUUUGAAAAUACUGUUCCUAUUCGACAACGUGGCAUCGAAUCAACAACCUUUGGCUUACUGGCCAAUCAAUCACAACCAGUAGAUACAAGUUUCGCCUUUGGCAUCGUAAGAAGACUAUUUGUUCCUUUGGGAGAAAAUAGACGAGAAGAUCUGACAGCUUUGAACAUACAGAGGGGACGGGAUCAUGGAUUACAGACAUAUGGGGCUUGGAGAAGAAGAUGUAACUUACCAGCCAUCAGUUCAUUUUCCCAAUUGUUAGGUACCAUGCCGUCAAACGUGGUAUUGAAUUUCCAGAAAGUAUACAACAAUCCUAAUGACAUCGACAUCUUUGCUGCUGGUAUUGCGGAGAAUCCAACAAAUGGAAAAAUGCUUGGUCCCACAUUUCAAUGUAUCCAGAAAAUCCAAUUUGAGCGAUUUAGAGAUGGUGAUCGAUUUUGGUAUGAAAAUCCUGGUGUUUUCACCUCUGCUCAAUUGAGAGAAAUCAGGAAGAUGACACUGUCAAAGGUUUUAUGCAACACACUGAAUGGGAUUGUAUCCAUCCAGCCUUGGGCGUUACAAGCUGUUACUUCUUCCACGGUACGAAAAACAUGUGGUAGUAUACCAGAUAUGGAUGUUUCCCCUUGGUUAUAUUCUAGAUACUAACAAUGAUAAUUAAUAAUUUAUUCCCUUCAUUUUAUUUUGUCAUAUUUUUAAGGUCGGUAGUUCUUAAGGUGAAUCUGUAUUAUAUUAUAAAAUGAUAGAAACGUGUAAAAGCUGUGCCCGGAAUAUGGAUGUUUUUCCUUAGUUAUAUUCUAGACACUAACUAUGAUAUUUGAUAAUUUAUUUAUUUAUUCUUUAUUUUCUUGCUUGUCCUAAUAUUUUCAUGU